Molecule: messenger RNA, 2897 nt
Organism: Syngnathus typhle (broad-nosed pipefish)
Lineage: Eukaryota; Metazoa; Chordata; Actinopteri; Syngnathiformes; Syngnathidae
Product: leucine-rich repeat neuronal protein 1-like
Exons: 2
Coding region: 446-2587 (713 amino acids)
Cellular component (GO): extracellular matrix
Molecular function (GO): protein binding
Source: RefSeq, a predicted model, not a curated record
AAGAGAGCAGAUGGUGAGGCUUCACUGGUACCGGUGUCGGUGUCAGACGCGUCUCAGUGCGGCUGACCUGCAGCGUGCAGAUGCUCGUUACUGCAAUCUCGCUUUACGGAGGAUCUAUUGAGCUGAUUUGUGUUCUUAAAACUUGCUGAAAUUUGUGCAUCGCAUCGCGUACCGUCGUCAUCGUCAGUGUGGAGGAGCUGCGGAUGCUGUUUGGGUCACACGGAGUAACAUCGUUCGUCUCAGCGUUACGUAGGUAUCCGUCUUGAGGCAUCAAAAGGAAAACAUCUGAGGUCCAGAGCAGAUGUUCUUGAGGAUUCUAUCCGAAGAGAUUUUAUUCUGGAUUAGAAGAAGGCAUUCAUGAGGAUUGCUAAUGCUGAACAUUCCCUUCAAGAUUUUACUUCAACUGGCUCUCAUCUAACUAUUGUUUGAGCAGAGAGCAGACAAGAUGACGCUUGGGCCUUGGCCUCCUCUACUCUGGCUGUGCGCGGCCUCACUUCUCGUCUCUCGGUCCCCCGCACACGCCACGGACUGCCCUCACUUGUGCGUAUGUGAGAUCCGACCUUGGUUCACCCCCCAGUCCACCUACAAGGAGGCGACAACUGUGGACUGCAACGACCUGAGACUGACCGGCAUCCCCAUCAACCUUUCAACAGACACUCAAGUGUUAUUGCUCCAAAGUAAUGCCAUCUCUCACACUGGGGGUGAGCUGGAAGCCUUGCAGAACCUGACAGAGUUGGACCUGUCCCAGAACAACUUCAGCUCCGUGGAAGCCGUAGGCCUGAAAAGAAUGAACCAUCUCACCACUUUGCAUCUGGAGGAGAACCAGAUCAGCCAGCUGCAGGACAACUGUCUGGGAAAUCUCUCCAGUUUACAGGAGCUCUACAUCAACCAUAACCUCAUUAACUCCAUCUCCUCUCGGGCCUUCGCCGGUCUGCACAAUCUGUUGCGUCUGCACCUAAACUCCAAUAAGCUUCACGUCAUUGACAGCCGCUGGUUUGUAGAAACUCCUAACCUUGAGAUCCUCAUGAUUGGAGAAAAUCCAGUCAUUGGCCUUUUGGACAUGAACUUCAAGCCUCUGGGAAGUUUGAGGAGUUUGGUCCUGGCUGGUAUGGAUCUCUUUGAUGUUCCUCCAAAUGCAUUUGUAGGAUUGGAUAACCUGGAGAGCAUAUCUUUCUACGAUAACAAACUGGUCCGAAUCCCUCAACUGGCACUGGAGAAAGUCCCCAAUUUGAAAUUUUUGGAUUUAAACAAAAAUCCAGUCCACAAAAUCCAGGAAGGAGACUUCCGAAACAUGCUUCAUCUCAAAGAGUUGGGAAUCAACAACAUGAUGGAGUUAGUGUCGAUUGAUCGCUACGCUCUAGACAACCUUCCGGAACUGACCAAGUUAGAGGCCACAAACAACCCCAAGUUGUCUUACGUCCACCGCCUGGCCUUCAGGGACAUGCCUUCCCUGGAGAGCUUGAUGCUCAACAAUAACGCGCUCACUGCUCUCUACCAGCAUUCGGUGGAGGCCUUGCCCAACCUUCGGGAGAUCAGUCUGCACAGCAAUCCCUUGCGAUGUGACUGUGUCAUCCAAUGGAUGAGUUCCAACAAGACCUCUGUGCGCUUCAUGGAACCCUUGGCCAUGCUUUGCACCUCCCCGCCAGAACUCAGGGGCCAGCGCGUUCGGGAGCUAAGACUGCUAGAGUCCUCCGAGCAGUGUAUCCCACUGAUAUGCCAUGACACCUUCCCCGGCCACCUCAACUUAAAUCUCGGAAUGAGCGUCAGUCUGGACUGUCGGGCCAUGGCUGAACCGGAGCCUGAGAUCUACUGGGUAACCCCGCUUGGAACCAAAAUCACGAUGGACACAGUGUCAGAGCGCUACCACCUGAGCAACGAGGGAACUUUGUGGUUGUCCCAUGUCCAAGUGGAAGACUCGGGACAUUACACCUGCGUGGCCCAAAACAUCGAAGGAGCUGACACACGGGUCGCCUCCAUUCGAGUGAACGGAACCCUGCUUGACAGCGCUCAGGUGAUGAGAAUUUACGUGAAACAGACAGAGUCCCACUCCAUCCUUCUCUCCUGGAAAGUCAAUUCCAAUGUCAUGUCCUCCAACAUCAAAUGGGCCUCUGCCACCAUGAAGAUCGACAACCCGCACAUCACGUACACGGCCCGUGUACCCGUGGAUGUUCACGAAUACAACCUCACCCAUCUCCAGCCUGCUACAGAGUACGAGAUCUGCCUCACGGUCUCCAACGUCCACCUGCAGACGCACAAGUCUUGCGUCAACGUCACAACCCGCGGUACCACUUUCGCCCUGAACCUGUCAAACCAGCACCCGAGCGCCGCCGUGCUAGCCGUCAUGGCAACCGCGCUAGCCUUCCUCAGUUUGGCUACAGUCGGCAUCUACACGGCCCGUAGAUGGAAGAGAAAGAACUAUCACCAUUCCUUGAAGAAAUACAUGCUUAAAACCUCGUCCAUCCCGCUCAAUGAGCUUUACCCGCCGCUCAUCAACCUGUGGGAGUCUGACGGAGAGAAGGACAAAGAUGGCAGCACAGAAGGAAAACCCUCCCCUGUCGAUACCACACGUAGCUACUACAUGUGGUGAGGAUGUAGCACAAACAGACAAGAACUCCUGAUAUUUUGACGCAAAAGUUGCUUUGUGAGCUUUGCUGAUAUGUGACAGAGUAAACAGGAAGGUUUUUUGUUUCCGUAGUAUAGCGUAUUGCGCUAAUUCUUUCUAUUUCUUGUUUUGUCUUUGAGGAAGCAGCUGUACUUAGCUUCAGUGUUACUUUCGUUGCUAUGUUGUAUUUGUGGUGCUUUUAAAACUGAGGUUAAUAAUACUGCAGCAGUGGCCAGGGGUCUUGUGGCAGCAUUAGUAAUGAAGAGUUGUUUUUUUCUGUUUUGUAAAACAGUUC